GUAAUUUUAUGUUUUUGUAAGCAUUUAAUAGAAUAAUUCACCAUGUUGAAGUUUAACAAAAGCACAUGUUUGGUUGUAUUUUAAAGCAACAUCUCAGAUACAUGAACAAAGAUCUUAAGACAUUUGGUAUGAAGUUAAAGCUUGAGUCAAAAUAAGUUACAGUGCCUGAAAGACAACAAUUGUAAUGCUUUUGAAUAAACAAUCGUAAAACCCCGAUAAGAAAAAUUGUGGGAAGAUAUGAAAAGACGCGGGUGAGUGAAAACAGCCUCCAAACCUGACUCUGUUACACCAUCUUUGUCUGGAGAAAUGGGCUAAACCUCCUGCAAACCAUGGUGAGAAGGUUGAGGAAGGAUAUGCCCUAUUCAAACCAUUUACCGAAGCAAUUCCAGCAAAUACUAAGGAACUGGAUGUAAACUUCUGAAUUUGAACAAAGUGGCAAAUAUAUCGCUCCCUUUCUCUGUCACAUAAUCACUUUUAUGCUGACUAAAAAUGUUUUACACAGACUUAUCGAAAAACUCGGUUUAGUUAACUUAAAUCCAUCCUACGUUUUCUUUUGCUUUCAUUGACGGCUGCAUCAAGGUUAAAUGAUCCACAACACACAAAUAUAAAGCGAUGUUAAAUGAUCACAGUGUCCCUUCUUUGAAAUCCCAAGUAUUACAUGAUGAAGCUUCAAGGGCUCCAUCCUGUCAGGUUGUCAUGGGAACCCCGCAUCCUUCCUCACUCUCCCUUGUGGUCCCUCUGGGGAAAGCUGUGCACCUCCAAUUCCCUGCUGCACAGCAAAAAAGAAAAAAGAAAAAGCCUCUCUCUCCCCAACCUGUUAGAUAAUACCUAGGAAGGGAUCUGCAUCAGUCAAAAGUGCUGGAGUAGAGGGAGGGACAUUUAUUUGAGCAAACUGCAGCCUUUAAACUUGUGUUUGGAGACUGCGAGAGGAAACAAACACAUCUCAUUUAGAUUAAUGAGAGACUGCACGCGUGGCCACAGAACGUUAUGAUCACGGCUGUUUGAGGAGUGGUUCUGUGUAGUAGAUGAACAAUAUAAUUUCACCAAGGUGGUGCGUUCAGGUCGUUUAUUAUUGUUGCCAUUUAAAUUCCCACACAUUUCAUUUUGUGAAAGCACGGGUGGCAAAUGUAGGCAGCUGAGGAUACAUCUCAGAAUAGACGACGAAGGCCUCAAAUAGAUUUUCCCCAUCUAUAAACCUGCAAUUGUCAAGUUAAAAGAGGCUCACGCUGUGUUCUUCUGGUUAUUUUGCUUUUCUGCAUAAUUUCUUGUUUAAUGUAUUCUCUUGAUUAUAAUGUAAAAAAAAUCCUGUGGGGCAGUUGUUGUGCAUAUAGGCUCUCUGUGUACUUUAGACCUCAGUUCACCUGCAGGAGGAGCUGUGGUUUGCUGCAGCCUCUCUGGAGCUGAAGAGAGCGAUCCCUCUUUUUCUCCUUCAGUGGCAUGAAUAGCAUCCCCAGUGCUGGAGAGAGAGCAUAUCAGGAGGCAAACGACGAGGGGAGAGAGAUAGCAGGCGGUGUGACAGAUAAGAGUGUGGCAGAACUUGCCUUCCUGACUGCACCGUGGGUCGGGGAAAGAGAGAACAAGUGGACUUGAGUGUCAGCCUGCAGCCUGCACCAUAAUCACUCACUCACAGUCACAGAAACAGUCAUUCCCCAGAGCCCGGCAGCAGCAGAACUUCAGAGAGAGACGACUGACCUCAAAAAGGGAUGAUGGGAGAGCUGUCAGUGAAAGAUAAGGAGCUGAUACGAGGCAGCUGGGAGAGCCUGGGCAAGAACAAAGUUCCUCAUGGUGUCAUUAUGUUCUCAAGAUUGUUUGAGCUGGACCCUGCGCUGCUCAACCUUUUCCACUACAGCCCAAACUGUGAUUCCAAACAAGACUGUCUCUCCAGCCCCGAGUUCCUGGACCAUGUCACCAAGGUGAUGCUGGUGAUUGAUGCAGCAGUGAGCCACCUGGAUGAUCUCCACUCUUUGGAGGACUUUCUGCUUAAUCUUGGGAGGAAGCACCAGGCAGUGGGAGUCAGCACACAGUCAUUUACUGAGGUGGGAGAGUCUCUUCUCUACAUGCUGCAGUGCAGUCUUGGCCAGGCGUACACGGCGCCGCUGCGCCAAGCCUGGCUCAACAUGUACAGCAUCGUGGUAGCGGUAAUGAGCCGAGGGUGGGCCAAGAACGGCGAGGACAAGGCCGACUGAGGCGCACAGCGGGAGCUGCUGAGCAGUUGCUGUCAAACCAUCAACACGGUUGCCAUGGAACAAGGUUGUGUAACUGUGCAGCAUCGUGUCUUUGGCUGCUGUACAUGUGCUCUGUGAGCUGGUUUGUAUAACAUGGCGAAUGUAUGGUGUAGUUACACUUUAAAAUUAGACCCACCAAUUGCAGAGUUUAUUUUCUUUGCUGUGGAUGUUUAGCUUCCAGUCGACGCUACUGUACAGCUGUGAGAGUCAGACGGCGUGGGUCCUCUAAGACUGGACCUGAAAGCUGAAAGCAUUGAAGAUUACUGUAAGUUUCUUUGUAUAUACUGGCUUUGAUAUAUUUACUAAAUAACAGUGACUAUAGUGGUCUUUAUGUUGUAUCCUAAAAGAGUUGCACACUUGUGCAACUCUUCUAAUAAAUAUAUUAUUAUAUCUAGACAUCGCACACUAUUCAAACUGUGACUGUUACUGUGGCCAGCGAAGGCAGCUCUGUAUCCAUCUGGAACACAGUGAUACAUAAAAUGUGAUUUUGCAGGAGAAAAUCAGAUCACUUUAGUCAUAACUCUGUGUGUAUGUGUGUCUCCUGGAUUUUUUUUAUUUUUUAUUACACAUGGCCAUUUUUGUUAUAUGAUGUUUUAUCUGAGUUUAUAGCAACUAAAGCGAAUCAAGUUUACUAAAUGUUUAUCAGUGGCUACGGACAAGAACUGUUAACCUUACUCAAAGCUUUCUUCAGUGAUCAAUGACUGUUAGGGUGUCGGUUCACACCUUACUCAACGUAGUUUUUGAUGCUCUCCUCAGAUCGAGGUUUUGAGUGUUUCAGUAGGCGUCUGAUGACUGUUAAACCAAACAUUUUAGACUGUUAUGUGACCUUUAGUGUUUAGUAAGAACAUGUUGGAGCAAUUUCAACAUCUCUGUUUCUUUGCUGUUUUUACUAAGUGUAAAGGUGUUUAUUGCAGUUGCUUUUCUUACUAGUGCUUAUUAAUUGCAUUGUUGUUACACCAAAUGAAGAAUUAUCAUAUUACUCCGAUUUAACUUUUCUCUAUGGAAGUGAGACUUAACUAGGCAUGGGUUCGUAUGAGAUCUUUAUACAUUUAUUAAAAGAGAACAACUCACAAAGAUGUGUUACAUGAUCAAAAUGGGACAUAUUUACAAAUUUUUUGCUGAUAAAAUAGUCUAAUAUACUGAUCAUUAAAGCUAAGACAUUACUUUAUUGGUUUUUUGAUCUCCAUAUAUAGAUUCAAGUAGAAAUAUAAAGUCAACAUCUGCUAAACUCUUAAACAUCAUUACCUUUAUAGGAGUGAGGGGUCGUGCCCUUUAGCUCCCAAAAUUGGGUUUGAACCAAUACAAAAUUCUUAUAGUUUGAUAAAGUAGUAAUAGCACAACUGCACCUUAAAAUCCCAAAACUUUAAAUAAAAUCAGAUAGCAUGAUCUCGUCAAAUUUCAGAUUUAGAUGUAGUUUCUGAUUGGAAAAGACAAGAGGCAUUUUCAAGAAAAAGAUAAGACAAAAUAAAAAAUAUAUUAUUUUAGAAAAAAAUGUUUUUAUUUACAUUUUAAUAAAGAAAAUAGCUAGGCUAACUCAUAGUCUUCAAUCUUUCUUGAAUUUUUAGUUCCUUCACAGCUUUUCUAGCCGAUACAUAUCGAGGCUCCAUGUAAAAGAAACUUUUUCAAAGUUUAAAUCUGCCAGUGGUUUGAAUAAUACUGUGUGCUUACUGUUCUUUGUAGAAUAAGACAUGUAUAACCAGAUGAUAAUAUCUGGAUCAGCCAUCUGUUCAACACAACUCCCUUAAAUAACAGUGUUACAACAAUAAUGACACAACCUAACUUUUUCCAGUUUAGGGAUUUUUGUAAGCCGAGGAAAGAAAGUUGCAGUCACCACAUUUCAGCCAACGGUGCAGAACAAGAAAUGGGAGAGGGAUAACACCACAUCAUUCAGUACUCAAAGUAUUUUAAACCUAAAGAACAACACAACAGCAAAGUUUAGUGUUUUAGAGCCUGAAUGUUCUCAAACUUUGAUACCAGUAACUAGAAAGAGUUGGAAACAUUCAAAUUAGUCUGCGUCCUGAGCAACAGAAGCCCUCUAUCAGCCUGCUGACCAGCAGUGGACAGCAACAGGUUGUGGCAUUCAAUUCUCCAUACAACCAGAAAAAACUCUGGUCACUCUAGAACUAAUUAAAGAAACAGCAUGACGGAAUAUUUUUAAACUUUAACUUUUUAAAACCUUGAAACUGAUAGCCAGCCCAUUCCUAAUCCUAACUGAUGAGGAUUUUCAUGUUUAUGGUAUUAUCACAGACCACAGUAAUGCAGAUAAACUGUCUGCUCUCAGUUAUCCAAUAUGUGUAUAUCACUUUAUUAUCAGCUCUAACACUGCAUGCAUCACCCACAGCUGUUAUUUACCGUUAUGAUAAGAAUGCCAAGCAUCCUAACAAAUGGGCCAAGUAUGAAAAAUGCCACCAUUAAACUGUAAAUCCAAGCUGCUGACAUGUGGUUAUUAUUGCUUUAUAUUUAUAAAGUUUAUUUUUAUAUAAUCUGAAUUAUUAUGGUUUUGAAAGAGCAUUAUUUUUAUUCCCCCAGAAUGUCGUGCGCUGCUCAUUCUUUUGAUAUUUUAUCUUUCGGUUUGUAGUUAAUGAUCCCUACACCAAUUGGUGGCAAGUUUACAACUUUUAAUGUGGUUUCUCUAACUCAAAGUAACAAAAACAAAACAAAAAUGUGCAAUUAUUAUCGCAAACGGAGGGUUUCCAGUUGAACAGUCUAAACCAUACAUAGUCUGUUCACAGCCCACAGUUGUAAUGUGUAUAAGCUGGCUCUGAAGGUGUUGCAUUUAUAGUAAGUCUUUUCUUAGUAGGCCGUCUUUUUUUUCUUACCUUAAGCAUUUUUAGCCAACCUCACAGACAUGUUAACUGUUUUAUUAAGUUUAGCUAUGUGUAUAUAUUGGGUGUGUCACUGUCUACCUCAUCAUAAUCAGCUGCUAUUGAACUGUGAUGACUUCACCUAGUUAUCUUUUGACCAAAAACACACAUUGUUACUAUUAUCAGAGUUAAUAAAGGUACACACUCUUUGUAAAGUAGAUUCUGUCCUGAACUUUUCAGGAGGACAUGUUAUGUGUUUACGUUCAACUAAAUAAAGUGAUCUGUGGGUAUUUCACA
Poecilia reticulata (guppy) is the source of this 5326-nucleotide messenger RNA. RefSeq names its product neuroglobin (gene ngb). Gene Ontology annotation, molecular function: heme binding; oxygen binding. The record is from RefSeq and is a predicted model, not a curated record. Lineage: Eukaryota; Metazoa; Chordata; Actinopteri; Cyprinodontiformes; Poeciliidae.